CGACAGCGCAUCUCGAAUGUUCCACGGUGUUUUCUCUCCGCACCUGUCAACCGUUCAAUGGCGCGCUUGAUUCGAGAAUACUCAGUUCCUGUUACGCGUGGCAGUUUUGAGCGAGUGUGCGGAAAAAGAGGAGUUUCGAAAGUGAGAGCGCUUCGACUCUUCCCCCUAAAGCAGGUGGCUUUCGUCGGCGAUAACUUUAUGCCACGUCAGGGAUUUGCGUUUUGAUCCUUUGCUGAUCCCGACGGCGACAACAACAAGAACCGCGAGAAGAAGACGAGGAAUUAAAAAAAAAACAUUUGCAGCAAUACACGGUAUGGCUUCAUAGCGAAACAAGCCGGCUUGUCUAGCUCUGGCAGAGUGGUGUGUGGAAAAAGCAAAGACGGCAAGGGCGUGCAGACUCGGUGCUGUACCGUGAAGAUAUGGAGAGCAAGUACAACCGCAAAAGCCCCGCUGUCAAGCGGUUAAUGAAGGAAGCUGCUGAGCUUAGAGACCCAACUGAACAUUAUCAUGCUCAACCACUGGAGGAUAAUCUCUUUGAAUGGCACUUUACAGUCAGAGGUCCUCCAGAUUCAGAUUUUGAUGGUGGUAUUUAUCAUGGGAGAAUAGUCUUGCCUCCAGAGUACCCAAUGAAACCUCCCAGUAUUAUUCUGCUCACACCAAAUGGACGGUUUGAAGUUGGAAAAAAAAUCUGCCUAAGCAUCUCUGGACAUCACCCUGAAACCUGGCAGCCUUCUUGGAGUAUAAGGACAGCACUAAUAGCUAUAAUCGGAUUCAUGCCAACCAGAGGAGAAGGGGCAAUAGGAUCUCUUGAUUACACUCCAGAAGAAAGGAAGAUGCUUGCCAAAAAAUCCCAAGACUAUUGCUGUGAGUCAUGUGGUAUCACUAUGAAGGCUGCCUUGCUUCCACUAACCUCAAACAGCCUACCCAGUGAAUAUGACAGGAAAGACAAAGAGUUGGCAAAGCAGAUCAGCUUCAAGGCAGAGUCCAGUACCUCCAGUAAAUCUAACGAAAUGCAGGUCUUGCCAACUGUAGCAAGUCCAGACUCCACGGGAGAGACACCACCUACAACAGAAAACCAGGCAGCAAUGCCUGUUUCAGAAGAGGCUGAUUUUCCUAGCAGGGUACAAACUAAUCCAAGUGAAGACACAUCCCAGCCAACACCCCCAACAAACAGACCGUUAAGCCCCCGACAGCGCCGUGCUCAGCAGCCUAGGAGACCAGCUUCCCCUGUAUACCCACAAGCCCAGCUCCAACAUGACCGGACCAAUCACCUUGGAUCUGCCAUUCUCAUUGUCCUGCUCACUUUAGCCCUGGCAGCACUUAUCUUCAGAAGGGUCUAUCUAGCAAAUGAGUACAAAUUUGACUAUGAACUGUGACCUUUGCUUACUUUGCCACAUACUGGACAUACCUUGAACUACCAAUGUGUAAAUAUGCAUAUCUGAUAUUGUAGGCAGUUAGGCUGGUUUUUUGGCCAUUGAUAAAAAUAAAUGUCAUGUAUUCAGGGAGUGCCUGCCAUUUAAAGGUAUGUCACUGGUGGUCAAAGUCUUGUCAAGAACCCUGACAUUUCUGCAUUUUAUAGACCCAUUUUAAACCUCUCCAGUCAACACAGAAUGUAUUCAGUUUUGUCUCAGUGCUUCCCAAAAUAUUAUGUUAUGGUAUACUGUAUAUAAAAAGAAUACAAAUAUAACUGCAUUUUAUAUGUAUGUUUACCCUCUAAAAUAUGCAGAGGUGCAUCCAUCAUCUAUUGUUAAGUUUUCACAUUCUGAAUUUUCAUUUCAAGUAAACAAUUUUAACUAGACAAUGAAGACAUCCUCAGUGAAGGGGUUAAACUGGAGCAGUGUCGCUGCAGUUAUUUUGUUAUCUGUGGUAAAAUUUUAUUAUUAUUCACAUUUCUAUCAUUUUUGGUGUUAUGGAUUUGAUCACCUGUAACACAUAAUUAUUCCAAUUCAUUUCAUUAAAUGGAGAAAAUGGCACUGCAGAUAUUUUUGUUCUAGAAGAAAAAUGUUGUUUUGUGACAUUCCAGAAACUCCAUGACAGAAGGGGCUAUUUUGGGAAAUUUCAGGUAUUUAUUUCCUGCACUAAACAAAAAAAAUUCCAUUUGAGAACUGAAUCCUGAAAGUGGCUAUUUUAAAUGCAGCCAUUUAAUGCAGUUGAAAUAUUAGCGACAUAUUGGUGGUACACUUUGUAUUUUAUUUUUCUUAGAACAAAGUACAUAAUUGCAACAGCUUAGAUUAAAAAGAUAUUUACCUCAUAUGAAUUUAAUGAAUUUUAAAAGCCAUGUCUUUAAAUAGUGCCUGAAAGCAUUAUAGUUAACAAAUCUUACCAUUCCAAACUGACAGUUGUUGAUUACUUCAAUAGCAAACACCCAGAUUUCUAUGUCGGUACUUUUACUUGAAUGUUACAUGAAAUAUUAUACAGUAGCUUGGUUCAGUAAUGUGGGAUUCUUACAUAUGUAAUACGUUCAUUUCUGCAUCUUGCUUGUUAAUGAGGUGGGGUGCCAGUUGGAUGGUGACCCUAAAUUUGUUAAAGCUAGUGAAGGAUCAUGUGGGGUUACUUUGUUUCAUCUUGUUUUGACUGAAGUUAUAGCAGUUGCAUGGAACAACGUUUAUAAUUAGGUACAAUAUAAUAAUCUGUCCGCAUGUAUUCUUCAUUCAGCUUUUAAUGAAAAUGGCAUGAGCAGUGAACAAACUUCAGCUCCAUUAGGUAGGAAUGAAAAUGAACAACGAUGCACAGUGCAAAUAUGGAAUGGAUGAGUCUGAUUUUAAUAUGUUACAUUUGUUUUCAGAUAAAAUAAACCAUGAUACAGUUAAA
Polypterus senegalus (gray bichir) is the source of this 2811-nucleotide messenger RNA. RefSeq names its product ubiquitin-conjugating enzyme E2, J1 (gene ube2j1). NCBI's taxonomy places the organism in Eukaryota, Metazoa, Chordata, Cladistia, Polypteriformes, Polypteridae. The record is from RefSeq and is a predicted model, not a curated record. The transcript has 8 exons. The coding region runs from base 420 to 1376 and encodes 318 amino acids.